Molecule: messenger RNA, 9609 nt
Organism: Chlorocebus sabaeus (green monkey)
Lineage: Eukaryota; Metazoa; Chordata; Mammalia; Primates; Cercopithecidae
Source: RefSeq, a predicted model, not a curated record
AUGGCAGCACAGAAGGAGGAACACAGGGAGGAACUGGAGAGCUUUGGCCGGACUUGGCUUGAUCUGGGCGCCAGGAUCGGUCCCACCACCGAGCUCGGAGCGGUUUGUUCCUGGUGGAUCAGGGCGGGUGUGUUGCCGGAGUCGCCUUCUAUUGGCUACACUCCCGCGGACUGUCUGGGCUUUCCGACACCUGAUUGGAUGGAACAGCCCUGUGUACGCCGACAUCAUUGGAGGACGCUGGAGCCAGGGGGCGGAGCGGAUUCCCCAGGAUUCUUGACCGGGCGCGCUAGCGAAUACAGGCUGGGGCCGGUUACCGACCGGCCGCUUCUUGCCGAGGCAGUCCAGGCUUUUCCCCUGGCGGUGGCCGCUGCGAGACAGCAUCUGUCAACGCUCCUCUUUUCCCCUCCUCCUCCGGCCGGGCCGGGCUCAGCCGGCUGCGGCCGAGAGGACGCGGGACCCGGCGCGGUGAGCCCAUCAGCUGUCAGGCGAGCGGCGAAGCGGCCGGAGGGCGGCGAGAGACACACAAAGAACGCGGUGGGCGGCGGCGGCGAAAGGGGGCGGCAAAUUCGGGACGGCAACUCCUCCCCGCGCCCGCCGGUGCCACCGCCGCCGGGGCUUGGUCCGAGGCCGCGUAGACAAUGCGGCCGGGCCCCAGAGUGCGGGGCGCCUGCGCUCCCCAGACCCCAACUUGACCGUCACCCUGCUCGCCCAGCCCCCUCCCGGGAUAGGGGCGCCCCGUCGUUCCGGCAGCCGGCGAAGGAAGUCUGUCCGCGGCCGCGUAGCCCGGCAACUUGCAAGCCGGGAAAAGUUUGCGGCGCCUCCGCGGGGCGGCGCGACGCGGCCCGCCCCACGCGUCCGCGGUCACCGAGGGUGACUUUCUCGACUCGUCGUCAGCCGGGGCCGCAGCGCGGCCGGCGAGGACUGCGGGGAGGGCCGGAGUCGGUCCGAGGGCUCCCGCACCUGGGGCUGCGGCCUGGAGAGUUGCUGUAGAAGAAGGAAAAAAAGAGGAAGACAGCGCAACGCAGGAGGAGAUAAGUACCUCUGGACAAAAUGGAAGUAGUAGUUGUUGAACAGAGGGAAAAGGGAUGGGAGAAGGAUGUGGACUACAAUGUUGCAGUGCCAGCUAAUAACUUUCAUCACGUACCUCCUUGGCUCAGGUACUGUCUCUUCUACUCUCUUCCUUACUUGUACUACCUUAUUUAGCCCUUAAUUAUAUACUUUCUCGACUCACUUUCAGAAACACUGAUUAUGUGGUCUGCCUCAAAGACAGAAUCCUAGUUUUGGAUUUUAGCCUUACUGAUCUAUAGCCUUGCAGGGGCUUAUGGAUGGCAGCUGUCUUCUCCCCCUUGGGAUCUAGCUUUUGAAAAUAUUGAAGGGAAGAGAUUUCUAUGAUCUUAUAGGAAAAGAUCCACAGUUCAUCUCCAAAUUUGCUUUUAUAGAGAAGUGUGUGUCACCAAAACGUGGAGAUACGGUCAGAGAGGCCCCUACCCCCAGACUUUUAAUAUAAUUUUGCUUUCUAGGGCAUUUGUUCUUGUCAAAUACUUUCUCUUCUAUCAGCUCACUUGUUCCUCACAAAAGCCCUAUAAGGUAUUAAUAGUAUUAAACAGACCCCUGUGAAGCACCUCAAGUCUUUCUCUCUUCCCACUUCCAUUCUUGCACACCUUUUGCUAGACUAGUCUCUGCGUUCAUCACAUCAGGUUUCUAAAAUUAAAGUCCCCUAAUAACUUUCUGUUUGUUCCCUCAUCAAAUUGAACCUUUUUUGCCUGGCUUAUAAGGUGGCCUUAAAACCCCAUUUUCCUCUAGACAUUGUCUCUGUAGUUCAGGAACGUGGCAGGCUCAACACGUGUGCAUGAGCCAUAUUGCUUCCCUCAUUAGUGAUGCCUCCUCUCAAACCACCCAGAUUCUACUCAUUCUUCAAUUUCCAACUUCUCCUUGGAGGCUUCCCAGAUCAUUAGCUUCUUAAAAAUCCCAGCAUUCUCUGAAUUCUGAUGGUAGCCACAGUUAUUUGGGCAAUUAUGUCCUGGUCUUAAAGUCCUAAUGGAAAAAAAAAAGUAUAUGAUGGACUUUAUGAAGAGAAGAAAGCACUGGACUGAGUUUUAAGACAUCUGCUAAGGAGCCGUGUGAGCCAAACCAGGUUACUUUACCUCUCUGGAUCUUUAUUUGCUGAUCUGUUAAGUGGAGAGGAUUGGGUCAGAUAAUCUUGGUGGUCUAUGCUCAUUCUGAGGUUCUUGGACAACUUGACCUAGUUCAUGUGGGAUGGGAUUGAAGAUCUUACUGAGUUUUUGGAUGGGAAUGAUCAGUAAUGGGCACUCAGUGCCUUCAGGACUUGUUCUGUACUAUCCCAGAAAUUUCUGAUGCUAAACUUGGCAGUUUUUAAAUGCCAUAUUCCUUUUUUCCAAACUCUUUAACCACAAGAAUUCAGGGAAGGUUAAUGGGGGGGGUGACUUAGGUAUCUGGAUAAUAUGUAUUGUGGACAAUAUAGCAUUAUCCUUGGGAAUGAUUUCAUAUUGUUGAAUAAAUAGCAUCAACUUCUUGAUAAACCUUAGUCCUGAGCAUUUCAUCUUCAUUGGAUGGUACUAUAUAGUAAUAUAUUUAUGUUUUCUUUUAAUCAUUUCAUAACUUAGAAAAUGCUAACAGAGUCAAAACUCUAGAAUAAGUGAUAGAUGAGUUUUCUGUAGUAAUCUAGUUGGAGACAUGUUGUAAUUCUGCAUAUAUAUGUACAUUUAUCCCAUGCACGUUAUGCUUAAACUAAGAAGGAUACCCCUGAAUUAAGAGGUGCUGUUAUACAUUGACCAGACUUAAGAAUAUCUCUUUAAAGUGUGUUGACAUUUAAUUGACCUUUGAAAGUUCAUUCUGUUAAUCAUACUCAAAGUGCUAAAGCUAUGGUUGACUGCUCUGGUGUUUUUAUAUUCAUUCGUGCUUUAGCAUAUAAAUUCUUCAGCAUAAUUGCUACUUAUUUAGCAAGAGUUUCCUGUCUUUGAAAAUGUGAGUUGUGCUUGUAUUUUCGUGUCUUUUUUUUUUUUUUAAACUUUGCUUCAGGCUGUGUAGUGGUAGAGGUUUGAAUUAAAAUGUUUUCCUGUCAGUAGUUGUAUGAGGUGUGGCUUCUUAAUCUAGAAGUAAUGGAAAUUUCUUGCUUAAAUGAAGUGCACUUUUCUUCCUGCAGAAGUUAGAACUCAAGUUACAAUGCUGAAAUUUAGACAAGCUUAACACUUCAAAACUGGAUAUCUUUAGCAGAAACUUUUGGAAAUUUUAAAUUCUAUUUGUGUAAAUUAAAAAUAUCAGUGCUAAUACUUUCUAUUAAAUAAGGAUUUAUCUAUUUUCAUAAAACCUCUAAUUAUAUUCCUUGAAUUGCUAUGAGUAGAAUUUUGUUGUAAACACAGUAUUUUAAAAAAUCAAAUAUAUUUUUAAAAUCUUAACAUUAUAUUACUAUAACUUAGAGAACAGAUGUUUACAUGUAUAAAUUUUUCUAGCUCUUAAAUUCGUGAAAUCAGUCUUUCAGAAGUAAUUUUUAAUAUGGUUAGCUGUCUUACAGGUUUGUAAGUUGGCAUUUCAAUUUAAAAUUUUUAAAAUUUUUUCAAUUUAUAUUUCAGUGACCAGGAAAAAAUAAACUUGUUGCUAAAUUCUAAUAGAAAAAGAAAAAACACACAUAAUUGUUAAUAUCUGGUAAUUUAUCUUGAGACUCCAGACAUGUUUUUAGAAUAUUUUUACCUUAAAAGCAAUUUUAAAAUAGAAAAAUAAAAGUUUAAAGCAGAGUUUUUACUUUCAUGAGGUAAUUUUAUACUUCGCAGAUAGGUAGGCCCAUAUUCAAGAUCACUCUGAUCUCUGUUUAUAGUAAGUUUUGAUGCCAUUAUAUCAUUUACUUAUUUACACAUUAUAAACAUAGUAGAUAGCCCCAUUGUCAUGAAGCUGACAUAAUUUUCUUAUCUCUCUUUCAAUAUUGUCCCCCUUUUUUUUUCUGUUUUCAUCAUAGCUGUCCUUUUCAUUUUAUUGUAGCCCUGACUCAAAAUGAAAGUAAGUUUGUUCCUCUUAAACAUUUCACUUGAAACUCUUUUUUUAGAAUAUACAGUGAAAUGUCUUGAAUAAUAUUAUCUCAAUAAUACCUAAAGAAUGCAAAUGACGUGCAAUGAAUAGUCAGAUACAGGAUGUUCCAUGCUGAGGGUAGACUCAUAUUUCCACUUUAUAAAAUGUGGUUUCAGAAAAUAAAUAGAUGUGUUUCUUCCUUAAUAAUUAGUGUUUCAGGACCAAAAUUGACUAAAUAUGGAAGUUUAAGAUAAAACCUGGUUUCUUAGGGAAUCUUUCUCAGUCCUUAGUAACUCUAUAGGAUUGAUGAUACAGUGACAACUUCAAUACGCUCAGUGUUCUUUUCUGUUUGCAGUCUGUUUUACCAUUGUAAAAAACUUACUGUCGUUUGAAUUUGGGUAUAUGCAUUCAGAGAUGGUUUCCUUUAUUUUUAUUUUAUUUAAACAAAUACUUUCAUGUCCCAAACACUUUAUAAAUACUGGAAUAUUUAAUCCUCUUAACUCUGUAAUUGUAAUUAUCUUCAUUUUACAAUUGAGAAAACUAAGAUACAAAGUUUUAUUUAAUGGUAAGACCUUAAGUAAGAGGAGCAUGAUAAGUGUAAGCAGAGUGGAAAACUUAGUAGUGCUAAGAAGCAACAGAAGUAUGUGCAAGAGUUUGGGAAGAUGCGUCUACUUGGAAAGGAUCAGGGACUCAACUGGGAUCAGUCUUAAAGGGCAACAUGUCCUCCUUCCUCAAUUUUAAGCCUUUGGGCUCUAGAAGUAAAGGGCAAACUUAGAAAGAGGAGGCACUCCUCAGGUUUCAGCUGACUGUUCCAGCCUGGUGAGGUGGCCGUACUGGCUCAUGUGAUUCUCAUAGGGCUACAUGAACCUAUGUCUUACCUUCUCCUAGCAUUUCUUGGCUGACUCCUGCUUUUUUGGAGGGUUUAACUUCUCUCUCAGCUAGAAGGUUAGGCAUUGCAAAUACCAGUGGAUAAUUUUUUUCUUAGCUUUAACCCCAGCCCAUUUCAUCCCCCUCUUUGCCCUUUGUAUAUUCUUUUGAAAAUAUGAUCCAGUAGUGUUUAUGAAUGUGUGUUGUAUAAAAUUUAGAGAUUGAUGUUAACAGAAUUAAAGGACAAAGCUGUCUUUUUUGUUGGAAUUGGGGAUGGAAGAAGAUGGGAGAGCAACUAAAAGCAGGAAAUAUGGAGAAAGGAGAGACUGUGGAAAAGAAGAGAUAUAUUGAGGGGAAAAAAAGAGGGUGAAAAAAUGAAGAGAGAAUUACUGAUGUGCUUCACACCCACACCUCCUCUCCAACUUCACAGUAACAGAGGCAAUGUCACUGUCUUUUACCUGACAAGUGCUUUACCAGGGAGUUGUGCCUGGCAUCGUGGGAGUGGAAAAUUUCUCCCUUUUGCAUUUUGAGACUUGGGUGUGCUGCUUUAAGAUGCCACUGGUAUCUAAGUAAUGUUUGUUUAUACUGGAUAUUUUUCUCUGUAGCCUUUGUGGAUUGGACUUGUAAUAUAAACAAUAUUGUUAGCAGAACUGCAGGUACUCUAUUGCUAUGUUUAUUUUAUUAGUUAAAAAACUACCAGAGCCCUAGGACUUCUGAGCACAUUUAGAAAAUACCAGAGGCAAUUUUAAGACUAGCAUUAGAAAGAAAGAAAAAAAUAAGAAUAAGACUAAGACUUGCAUACGUUAGAAUCCUAACCGAUGUGGUGAUUUUUAAAAAUUAAUGUUUCAGAGACUCUAAAUUAGGGUAGUUGGUUUCAUCAAUUACAUUUUUUAAGUUAAUAUAAAGUACUUUUGUAUAUAAGUUCUCUUUUCUUAACAGAUAAUUUAGGUAAAAUGGAAGUGUGGCAUUUUUUGUUCCAUAGAAUGUAAAACUAAUGUCAGAAUAAGAAUUCUUUCGGGAAUUUAGGAUUUUUUGGAUGCUUCUCAAAUCAUCUAUAAUGACUUUUCUUUAUAGAAAAGGUAGAUUAUUCAUUAGUUUUUAUGAAAAACACUAAGUUUAAAUAGCUAGGUGUGGUGGCGCGGCUGUAGUCCCGCUACUCGGGAGGCUGAGGCACGAGAAUUGCUUGAACCUGGGAGGCAGAGGUUGCAGUGAGCCGAGAUCGCGCCGCUGCACUCCACACUGGUCCAAAGUGAGAUUCCGUCUCAAACAAAACAAAACAAAAAUAUUGAGCUAGUCUUAAUGGUAAAAAUCUAGAUUUGAAGAAAUUUAUUUUAAAACAGUUGUUCAUUUGUCAAAUAGAAAAGUAUGAUCUUAGCAGGUUUGGUUAGAUCCUUAUCUGAAAUAAAGUAAACUAAAGAUGUUUUUCUUGAUCAAUGCUUGGGAAUCACCAGUAAAUUGGGGGAUAGAAAGCAGGAAAAGGAGCUUUUUUUCUUAUUUUUUUUCAUUUAUCAGUUUCUCCCACUUGUCCAUCCUUUCCUAUAAUCAUGGAAAUUUUUGUUUUUUGCACUGUUCUUCCCAUUUGUUUAUCCUAGAUUGCCACCACAGCAAGGUUUUCUAGAGUUAGGCAGAAAGAGAACCUGGGCCUAGAAGCUAAUGGAAGCUAUCCCAUGCUUUCUCAGACUCUCUUUCCUCCCUAGAGAUAAGAGAAGCAAAACAGGAGUUGAUGGCUCAUUGCUGUUGCUUCUGUGGCUGCCCUGUUUGGUUGACCUGAGCUUUUUUAAAAAACCUCCACUCUUGAUGCUUAACUCUACGAAUAAAAUUAGGGCCAGUCACACUGUAUUUUCAUCAUCAGUUAUCCCUAGUGAUUCAAAUUUAGCACAAACCUGCUGUGAGUACAUAUUAAUUAGGUGAAUACAGUAGAAUGCAAUCAUAACAUGAGUCUUUUAAUAACUAUUCUUUGUUUGAUUUUUAUUUUAGAAGUUUGCAGUUAUUUUGUUGAAAAUCUAGAAGAUCUUUAUGUGAGCACCUGAGGUUUGGGUAGCCCCACAACAGUUUAAAUCAAACGUUAACUUGUAGUAAAACUCUACUGAAAGAGUCUUUGAUUUUGAGGUGCAGAGAGCUGUUUCAAGUUGAGUUGCUAUAUUAGUCUGUUCUCAUACUGCUAGUAAAGACAUACCUGCAACUGGGCAAUUUAUUAAAAAAAAAGAGGUUUAAUUGACUCACAAUUCCACAUGGCUGGGGAGGCCUCACAAAAAUGGCGAAAAAGCAAGGGAUGUCUUACAUGGUGGCAGGCAAGAAGUUUGUGCAGAGGAACUCCUGUUUAUAAAACCACCAGAUCUCAUGAGACUUACUCACUACCACAAGAGCAGUAUGGGGGAAACCACCCCGGUAAUUCAAUUAUCUCCACCAAGUCAAGGUGAGAUUUGGGUAGGGACACAGCGAAACCAUAUCAGCUGCCUAUUCUCCUGUGCAGUGACAUAAAGAUCUGAUAACCUGAUUUAAAGCUUGGACUCUUAAGAUUUUUGUUUUUUUCUUUUUUUGCGCCAGAGUAUCUCUGCCGCUCAAGCUGGAGUUCAGUGGCAUGAACAGGGCUCAUUGCAGCCUCAACCUUCCAGGUUCAAGUGAUCCUCCCGCCUCAACCUCCAGAGUAUCUGGGGCUACAGGCAUGUGCCAUCGUGACAGGCUAAUAUUUUUAUUUUAUUUUUGUAAAGAUGGGGUCUCACUUCUGGGCUCAAGCAAUCUUUCUUCAGCCUCCUAAAGUGCUGGAAUUAUAGGCGUGAGCCACUGUACCCUGCUGUAAAGAAUUUCAUAUCCCUGUUUUCGGUAUGCUGUGUUACUGUUUGCCAUGGGUAAAGGUAUAUGAAUCUCUUUUAUUUUGCUGCUUGCAACCCAGUUCCCAUGGCAAACCCAAUUUGUAUCCAAACACACAAUGUUGAAGACAAGUUCUUCUAUAGAAAGCUUCAUAAGCCAGUUACUGACUACUGUGUCUGUAAAUAUACUCAAACUAUUUUGUAGUCUUGCUAUUUUAAAAAAUGUGUGGGUGUGGGAAGUAAUGUUGAAUGAAUUCAGGGUAAUUGGUGGUUCUUUGUAUUAGGAAAACUCACACUAGUUAAGGGAAGUCUGUUUUCAUGAUUCAUGUAUGUUUAACUUAAAAACAAAAUUCUGCCAUCCUUCCCUCUCUCCAGUUUGCACUCUACCUCAUAAAUUCAAGCAAUGAAGGAAUUUAAAUAAUAGAAUUUUAUAACUGAAAGGAUUAUGGAGAGAAUCUAUUAACCCUCUUAUUACAGUUGAGAAAAUAGAUGUCCAGUGGGGUCAAAUGAGAUCACGUAGCUCGUUUAAAAGCCCAAAUAACAUUUUAGUAGUUUAUAUCCAUUAGUAAACACUGUUCUAUUUAAUUUGCCCUAACAUGUUCAUAAUCAGAGUCAUAAUAAGGAAAAAUCACUAAUAUGUGUGUGAUACUUUCUUGUCACCUCUUGUGGCACCUUAGUCACUUCUCAGAAGAGGUCUGUAAGGUGUCGGUAUCCUGGUUUCCAUUCAGGGAGAGAACAGGCUAUGAGCCUAAGAGACCUGUCUGUGCCAGUCACUAUCAAAACAGUCUAAUGCUACGAGUUUUCCCACCUUGGCAAAAGCGUUGGCUGGUCUCUGGACAGUUCUCAUAGACCACAGGAUUGGGCGGAGGGGGAACCACAUCUUCAUGUUAGGGCUCUAAUCUGUACCCAUUAUUAACUGUUGUCUCUAUUUCAUCACUUUUUAAAGGGGAAAAAAAGCAGUUUUUAAAGAGCUGUGAGAUUUUAAAUUGUUCAAAAUAAGUAUGCUGGAUAAUUAUAAGUAAGGUGUGUUUUAAAGAUCUUCUUAUCAACAUCUUAAAAUUAGCCAGUAUAUACUGAACAUCCACUGUAUAAAAGGCACAUUAUGGGGUGCUGCAGUAGGUACAGCAGUGAUUGAGACAGAAUCCGAGCCUUCAGGGAAGAGGUAUAUGCAGUGUUCUCUCCUUCCAAAGAUUACCUAGAUAGAGAACUGUUAAUAAGAAAUAUCUUGGUACUGUCUACAUUACUCUUGAGAUAUAAAAUAUAUUACUACUUAUGUCUGAAAUGGGUCAGUUGUUUCUAAAACAAUUUGUAUUAAAGUAUUCACAUUAAAAAUUGGUAAAAUACAGAAAAGUAGAGGGGAAAAAUCAUGAAUUUUUAACAUGAUUAUGUCAGUUUCUUUCUUGGAGUUUAACUCGAUGGGAUAACUGCUAAUUUUUUUUUUGUCAUUGCAUAGCUUUGUAAACUUGUUCUAAUGAUUAUAUAAUUUCAGCAUGGGUUAGUUUCUAAGUAUGUCAGAAAUCUAGCUUUUUUGUGGUGAUUAUUGUUGUUUUACACAAAAUGAUUAAUAAAAGACUCGAAACUAACCUUGGCUUUAGAAAUGCUUUUUAAAAUUUAAAAUAAUGAAUGAGUAGCAAGAUUACUUUCUAGUGUUUCCUUAAGGUCACCAAAAUCACUUAAGUUGCUUAAAAUAUUGAUGGAAAUAUCAACUACGAACAGUUGACCUAAAUUAGAAAUGAGUGUUUAAUAGUGAUAUUUAUAAAAUAUGUGUAUUUUAAAAUGCAGUUUCUAUUAUAGAAUUAUGUUCCUCUAUAAUAAUUUCUCUUUACACUGAAUCAUGUUCAGUUUUUAUUGUGCAGAUAAUUUAAUCUUACAGCUUUGAUCUUUUUUAAAAAAUAAAACAGCUAUUUGGAGU